Molecule: messenger RNA, 1698 nt
Organism: Parnassius apollo (apollo)
Lineage: Eukaryota; Metazoa; Arthropoda; Insecta; Lepidoptera; Papilionidae
Source: the annotation of a GenBank genome assembly
AUGGCCGACGCCGACCGUGAUUCCGACCUUGGCGACGAUAGUCCAGUGUCGGCACGGUCAGAAGGUGAAUCGUCUGGAGAGCAGUCCUGUGAAAGCUCGGAUGAGGGUGUGGGCCGGGACGCACCAGCACCCCAUCAGCCCCACCAGCACCAACCCCACCAGCAUCAACACCAGCCACAUCAAUCGCUGCAGCCGCUUCAGCACCAGCAGCACAACAUGAACCACCAUGCCGCGAUCAACCACCAGCCGAUCAAUAAUCACCAAUUGAACCACCCUCAUCAAAGGAAUUCGCCGCGCCCACUUGAGAGGGAGUUGAAGGUCCGCGAUGACUUUGAAUCGCUCAAGACUUCGCUCCAUCCGCACCUCUCGUCACUGGCCUCUUUGGCGCAAGGAGCACCUUUGUCGACCCCCAGUAGCGUGUUUGCGCUUGCGGGAGCGGGGGCCACUGGGGGGUUCCCAUAUGCGCCCCCCGCUUUCCUAGCACCCGCGCCGCCGCCCCCCGCGCAGCCCGCUGGCUCCGCGUCUUCAUCAUCAUCAGAAGGCAGCGCUGCUGGAUGGAGCUUUGAGGAGCAGUACAAGCAGGUUCGUCAGUUAUACGAGAUCAGCGACGAUCCGCAGCGGAAAGAGUUCCUGGACGAUCUUUUCUCCUUCAUGCAGAAGCGAGGCACUCCUAUAAACCGGCUGCCUAUAAUGGCGAAGUCGGUGCUCGAUUUGUACGAGCUAUACAACCUGGUGAUAGCCCGCGGCGGUCUAGUGGAGGUCAUCAACAAGAAGCUGUGGCAGGAGAUCAUCAAGGGCCUGCGACUGCCGUCCUCUAUCACGUCCGCCGCUUUCACAUUGCGCACACAAUACAUGAAGUACCUGUACGACUAUGAGUGUGAGAAGAAAAACCUUUCAACUCGCAGCGAGCUGGAUGCGGCCAUCGAAGGCAACAAGAGGGAAGGACGGCGCGCGUCAGGGCAGUACGACGCGCAGGCGGCACUCGCUAUGCCGUCGCUGAGCCGCGGCGUGUCGCUGUCGAUGCCGCUGGCGCAGCCGCUGGCGCUGCCGCUGGGCGCCGUGCCCCGCCUGCCCAUGCACGCGCCGCACCUCCACAACCACGACAUCGAGUUUCGCGUGCGCGAGUACAUGAAGAUGAUACAGCAGCAACGCGACCUCAUCAGAAACGGCUCGGAGUCACCGCCUGGCAGUGGCGGCACAAUGAUGUCGCCCCGUGAGGCUGCACUCAGUGCCAUCGACGUGUCACGUCUUACUCUGUGGUCGCUCUACAACAACAACAACAACAACAGCCCGCAGCCGGACCUCGAGCCGCAGCGGUACGACGAGGCGCUGAAUCUGAGCGAGAGCCCGAACUCGAGCACGAGCGGGAAGCGCGAGGCAUGCCGAUCGCCGCCGCCGCCCGCCAAGCGCCGCACGCCGCGCCCGCCCUCCCCCCGCGCGCCCUCUCCGCGCCGCGCACUGCCCGCGCACCCGCACGCGCACGGGCACGCGCACGCACCCGCGCCCGCGCCGCAGCUCAACGGCAACGCGAACGGCGUCAACGGCGCUGCCUUCAAGAUUACCUCUAGAGGUGACGCCACCACAGGCGACCAACAACUUGUCGUCUCGAUAGAACUCAACGGAGUCACGUACGAAGGCGUUCUUUUCCCCUCACAAAAUGGAAACGGACAGAAUGGUCACAGGCAAAUGGUUUCUUAA